GUACAGAGCAAACCAUAUUCAACAUGUUCUCUCUCUCUCUCUCUCUCUCUCUCUCUCUCUGGUAAGUUGAGAGAGUAUUUGGAGCGAUGGAAAUGGGUUCAAGAGAAGAGCAUGGAACAAUGACUUUCCAAACUACUACGAAAAUGGAUUCAGGAGAGAAGCGUCUCAACGAGCUUGGAUACAAGCAAGAACUCCGAAGAGAGAUGAGUUUUUUCAAGACACUGGCAAUUACAUUCUCAUGCAUGGCAGUGUUCACCGGAACACCUCUGUAUGGACAAAGCCUGUUGUAUGCAGGCCCUGCAACCUUGAUAUGGGGAUGGGUUGUUGUAACAUUCUUCACCUGGUUUGUUGGACUUGCCAUGGCUGAAAUAUGCUCCUCCUUCCCAACAACGGGUUCUCUUUACUUUUGGACUGCUCAUUUGGCUGGACCAAGAUGGGGACCUUUUGCAUCAUGGUGCUGUGCCUGGCUCGAGACCAUCGGACUCAUCUCUGGAAUUAGUGCUCAGGCAUAUUCAGGAGCACAGGCACUGCAGAUGAUAAUCCUUUUGUCCACUGGAACAAAUAAGGGAGGUGGUUACUUUGCUCCUCGGAGCGUAUUUCUGUGUAUUUACAUGGGCUAUAUCCUCAUCUGGGCAGUUCUCAACUCCUUUGCCUUGAAAGUGAUUGCUUACCUCAACAUAAUCUCCAUCUGGUGGCAGGUAGUUGGUGGUUUGGUGGUGAUCAUAAUGCUACCACUGGUGGCAUACCCGGUACAACCAGCUUCCUAUGUGUUCACUCAUUUUGAAACGGCUCCAGAGGACACUGGAAUUUCCAGCAAACCUUAUGCAGUGAUCAUGUCUGUCAUCCUCAGCAAUUACUGUCUCUACGGCUAUGAUGCGGCCGCUCAUUUAACCGAAGAAACCAAAGGCGCUGACCGAACCGGUCCUAUUGCUAUUCUCACUAGCAUUGCCAUCAUCACAGUGUUCGGAUGGGCUUAUAACUUGGCUCUUACUUUCAGCAUCAAGAAUCCAAGCUACUUGUAUGAUGUAAACAAUGAGACAGCGGGGGCGCUUGUACCGGCACAAAUAAUCUACGACGCAUUCUACGGGAGAUUUCACAAUUCCACUGGAGCUGUUGUUUUCCUAUGCAUCAUCUGGGGAUCCUUCUUCUUUUGUGGGCUUUCUGUCACAACCAGUGCUGCCAGAGUUGUUUAUGCUCUAUCUAGGGACAAAGGAAUCCCAUUCUCGCCAAUCUGGCGAAGAAUUCACCCGGAGCAAAAGGUUCCCAUCAACGCAGUGUGGCUAUGCGCGGCCCUCUCCACCAUCCUCGGGCUACCCAUAUUAAAACUCAACGUGGUGUUCACAGCCAUCAUUUCCAUAAGUACGAUUGGAUGGGUCGGUAGCUACGGCGUCCCAAUUUUCGCAAGGCUCAUGAUGGAUCAAGAGAACUUCAAGCCAGGGCCCUUCUACUUGGGCAGCAGAACAAGCAGGGUUAUUUGCUUGGUGGCAUUCUUGUGGAUUUGUUAUACAUGCUCAGCCUUCCUGUUGCCAACUCUCUACCCUAUUACCUGGAGCACCUUUAACUAUGCACCUGUAGCUCUGGGCUUGGUUUUGUCACUGAUUUUGCUUUGGUGGUUUUUAGAUGCAAGGAGAUGGUUCAAGGGACCAGUGCGAGAUAUUGAUAUGAGUAAUGAAAAUAUUUAGGCUGCAUUUGGCCUAAAUUGUACU
Molecule: messenger RNA, 1706 nt
Organism: Rhododendron vialii
Lineage: Eukaryota; Viridiplantae; Streptophyta; Magnoliopsida; Ericales; Ericaceae
Product: amino-acid permease BAT1-like
Exons: 7
Coding region: 87-1682 (531 amino acids)
Biological process (GO): amino acid transport; transmembrane transport
Cellular component (GO): membrane
Molecular function (GO): transmembrane transporter activity
Source: RefSeq, a predicted model, not a curated record